UUUUUUUCUUCUUCCGGUGGUCGCCCCUGCCUGGUUCCUGAUCCAAUUCGACGGCUCACUGGCCGGCUCCACCUCCGGCUCAUCGCCAGCCCUCCUCCUCCUCCGCUUCGUCUUCCGUUUCCAGGAGCGUGACGACGACGACGAUCCGAAUCCCGCACGCAGCCGCGGAGCUGUGGCCCCAAUGCCCGCGUCCCCGGACCCUCCCCUCGCCGCCCCCGGGGACGCCCCCGUCCCCGCCCCGGACCCGGAUCCCGCCUCGCCCGCCGACGAGGAGGACGGCCGCGUGUUCCUCGUGCCCCGCAGGUGGUGGGGGGAGGCGCAGGAGGGGGCGGCGAUCGAGGCGCCCGGGGUGCCCUACGCGGCCGCGCCCGCGGGGCCCACCUCCUACGGCAUGAAGGUGCUCAGCAUGUUCAUCUCCGACCAGGCCUUCACCCUCCGCCGCGCAGACGACAUCCUCCUCCAGGCCCCCGACGUCUCGGCUGCCGCAGCGGGGAGGAGCUACGCGCUCCUCGCCGCCGACCUGUUCGCCAAGGCGCGCGACUGGCAUAAUGAUUCUGCCAAUUCUGUGGGCAAAAAAUCGUCUCUUAAUGAAGAGGGCUCAGUAAAUAUUUACCCUAUAAUGCUCAGAGUUUCGGUCACACGGGAUACAAAUGCGCUAACUGUAAAGAUCGGCAAGAAGGACAACUCGGCUGAGAACUUUAAAAGAGCAAUCAAGAUUCUGAGUGCAGAUUCUGAGCCGGUUCACAUAUGGGAUUUCUCUGGACGAACAACCUACAUAUUGAUGAACGAAUGGAACCGAACGCCCCAAGACCCAAGAUCUUCAGAUCGGGAGAUGCCUCUUGAAAUACAAAUUUAUGAUUUGUCAGAACCUAUGGCUAAUGGUGCUGGUGGGAAAAAGGAUGAGUUAGCAUUACCAAUGGGUAGCUCAAUUUUUAGCAAUGGCAUUAUCAUGGACAUGGAUCUGGAUUCAUCCAGUGGAAGCUCGAAGCAAAUUGGCUCUGGUUUAACAGGAUUAGACAAUCUUGGAAACACAUGUUUCAUGAACAGUGCAGUUCAGUGCUUGGCUCAUACUUCAAAGCUGGUUGAUUAUUUCCUUGGAGAUUACUAUAAAGAAAUAAACCCUCAUAACCCAUUGGGGAUGAAGGGGGAGCUCGCUUACGCAUUCGGAGAUCUGUUGAGGAAGCUAUGGGCUAUUGAUAGAACUCCAGUUGCGCCUCGCCAAUUUAAGGCCAAACUUGCACGCUUUGCCCCCCAAUUCAGUGGCUUUAACCAACACGAUUCACAGGAGCUUCUUGCUUUCCUAUUGGAUGGACUCCAUGAAGAUUUGAAUCGUGUUAAAUGUAAACCAUAUUCUGAAGCAAAGGAUUCUGAUGGUCGUCCAGAUGAAGAGGUCGCAGAUGAAUACUGGGGAAACCAUUUAGCCCGAAAUGAUUCUAUAAUAGUUGAUAUCUGCCAGGGUCAAUACAAGUCAACAUUAGUUUGCCCCAUUUGCAGGAAAGUUUCUAUAACAUUUGACCCGUUCAUGUAUUUAUCUUUGCCCCUGCCAUCAACAACAAUGAGAACAAUGACCAUAACAGUCUUUAGCACUGAUGGCACUACUGGGCCGUCUCCGUACACUGUAAGCGUGCCAAAAACUGGAGAUACUAGUACCCUUGUUAAUGCUUUAAGCAAUGCUUGUUUGUUGAGAGAUGAUGAACGCCUCCUCGUUGCCGAGGUCUACAAUAGUUCCAUUAUCCGGUACUUGGAAGAUCCUUCUGAAGUCAUCUCCUUGAUUAGAGAUGGAGAUCGUUUGGUUGCAUAUCGGCUUCCAAAAGACAGUGAAGAUGCUCCUAUAGUGGUGUUCAGAAACCAGCGUAUGGAGUCAUCCCUCUCAAGUUUUGGCAGGAAGUCUUGGAAAUCUUUUGGCACACCACUUGUGUCAAGUCUUCCCGAUACAGUAACUGGAAGCACUAUCUGCAAUCUUUUCCUAAAGGUUCUGACUCCAUUCCGAGUAUUGAAAGAUGAUGUUUCAGAUGCUGAUCAAGCAACCGGUGAAAGCAGCCUAGUCAAUGAAACUGCAGAAAAUGAUAUGAGCUCUGAUGUGUCAGAGGGCACCAGCAUAAAUAACAAUUCUCUCGAAGAUGAAACAAUGAUUGAAGAUGCCAUGCAAUUUUUCCUGAUUAAUGAAAGGUUCUCGGACCAACCCUUGAAGAUAGAAAUGGAUCAACCUGUUACAGUGAAAGGCUCGCAGAAGCGUCUGCAUGUGGUUGUGUGUUGGCAGGACAAUGGGCUGGAGAAAUACAAUCUUAGUUCUUUGGAUUCUCUUCCAGAGAUUUACAAAGCAGUGUUAUUUUCAAGGAGACCGCAGGACACCUGUUCUCUAUAUGCAUGUCUUGAAGCUUUCAUAAAGGAGGAACCGUUAGGCCCAGAAGACAUGUGGUAUUGCCCAGGUUGUAAAGAGCAUCGGCAAGCUAGUAAAAAGUUAGAUCUUUGGAGAUUACCAGAAAUCCUUAUAAUACAUCUAAAAAGAUUUUCAUACAGUCGGUUCACAAAAAACAAGCUAGAGACAUUUGUGGACUUCCCAAUUCAUGAUCUUGACCUGUCAAAGUAUAUCGGUAACAGAAGCCAACAAAUUCCCCACAAUUAUCGACUGUUUGCUAUUAGUAACCACUAUGGAAGCAUGGGAGGUGGCCACUAUACAGCUUAUGUUUAUCAUGAAGGGAAAGGAGGCUGGUACGACUUCGAUGACCGUCAUGUGGGUCCUAUAGCCGAGGAUAGCAUAAAGACAUCGGCAGCUUAUGUUCUCUUUUACAGGCGGAUACAGGAUGAUAGCUUAGAUACAGAAACAAAAAUAGAUUCUGAUUGUCCGACGUGAGGGGCGGUGGCGUAUUUUGAGCCCAGAGUCCUGGACAUUGUAUAGUUCAUUGGUUGGGGGACAGUUCUGCUGCAAAAGAGGAGGAAAGAAAAACAUUGGAUGUUAAUAUAAGAAGAUGACAGCAACAGCAGCAGCCGAAACUGUCAUUUUGUGAGUGAGUGAUGGGUCAUGGAAGCGAGGUAGUAACAGGUGGGAGAGGUGAUUGCUUGACUUAGAUGGAUUUAUCGUUCCCAGCAUCCAGAAUUAGGCGGAAAGGCGCGGCAGGCAGGCUGUUGUAGGUUGAUAUUAUACAUGUUUCUCACCCAAUAUUUUCUAGGGUUCAAAGUUGGAGAUAAUUUUUUUAUUGCUGUAGUUCCCAUAUAGGUUCCCCUUUUAUUCUUUUUAACAUAUGUAAUUGGUAACGGUAAAUUUUGGCUCAUUUUGUGGAGAAAAAAUCAGCCCAGAUUCCUCAGCAGUUAGCAAGUAGCACUGUUGAAAGUUCAGUGA
Molecule: messenger RNA, 3340 nt
Organism: Phragmites australis (common reed)
Lineage: Eukaryota; Viridiplantae; Streptophyta; Magnoliopsida; Poales; Poaceae
Product: ubiquitin carboxyl-terminal hydrolase 8-like
Exons: 13
Coding region: 182-2854 (890 amino acids)
Biological process (GO): protein deubiquitination
Molecular function (GO): cysteine-type deubiquitinase activity
Source: RefSeq, a predicted model, not a curated record